Moneuplotes crassus is the source of this 1081-nucleotide messenger RNA. The record is from the annotation of a GenBank genome assembly. Lineage: Eukaryota; Ciliophora; Spirotrichea; Euplotida; Euplotidae.
AUUUUAAAACUAGUAAAACUUUGGUCAGGUAGCAUUUAUAAAUUUUAUGAAUAAUUUAAUCAUAAAUAUGAUUUUUAGAAAGCCCAAUAAAAAUUCCAAAAACCCUUAUCACUCAAGUAGAGUGUUAGUGAAGCUUCCAUUGGUGGGUCAAGCUAUGCCUUUAAUCAAACCCCAAGAGCCACAAUUCUGGGGAACGUGAAUUACGCCCCAAACAGAAACAUCAAAAUCUCUGAAUAACAUGAGCCAAAUUCUGAAUCAUCAGAAUACUCAAGUUUUGACAGCAAAUCUACAAGGCACUUCAAAGGCAUCAUCUGCUGAGCAUCAGUCCUACCCCAGAGAUCCCGAAUUCAUCCCAUUUGAAACUUUGGAUAUGAAGAACUUGAGCGAGCAUUUGCAUAUCCAUUGCAACAAGAACACAGACGUCAAGACCAAUGGAAAGAUAAAAAGCAGAAAAGGACGUAAGAAAAAAAUUGUGUUUGACUACACCAACUUGUUUGAACUCAUCCAUAACCAUGUUAUUCCCAGAUGGAGAAAGUAUCUGACCAUGAAGUCGAUAAAAACUGACAGAAACAAGAGAGACAAGUCCAGAUCAGACACCAUCUGGAAGAAAGUCGUCAGAGAUGUCAGAGAGUUUUACAGAAUACUCUUCAGAAUGAGGUUUCACUAUCUUGAUUACAAAGAUCAGAAAGGCGCCACCAGGUGAAUGGAAAUCUUAUUUGAGGAGCUUGGGAUUCCAAUUGAAAGAGAGUACUUUGAUAAUAUGGCUCUCUUUGUGUUCCUUCAUCAGACUCACAAGACCACUGGAUACCGCCUAUUCAAAAACUUAGAUAAUGAAGGAGAGUCGUCUCCUUUUGAAGCGAUUGAAAACUUCAAUAGCAUCACCAAGAAAAUAUUUAUGUCAGAUAAACUUGCUGCAAGAUUAUUUUACUUUGUAUUUCAGAACUUCAUCGAAGACUACGUCCCCUUCACAAACACAAAGUACAGACAAAGAAUCGCAAGUUCAAUCUGCUUGGUACUAAAAUGCUACUCAAAGAUGAGCACCUACGACCAAUUACCAAGAGUCCAUCAUUUGCUAGUAUAA